Molecule: messenger RNA, 897 nt
Organism: Drosophila kikkawai
Lineage: Eukaryota; Metazoa; Arthropoda; Insecta; Diptera; Drosophilidae
Product: ELAV-like protein 2
Cellular component (GO): ribonucleoprotein complex
Molecular function (GO): RNA binding
Source: RefSeq, a predicted model, not a curated record
GACUGAAAACAUUUGGUUUUUGUUUGUUAUUUAUUAAAAUCUAUUUAAAAUUUAUGAAAUACCAUCUCUAGCGAUAGGUUUUCUUUUCUUCUCGCUGCUGUCAAACCUCCAAAAACCAUGCAGAACCCCAAGGAAUGGACCAGCAAGGCUCUAGACGAACCCCAUGCCAAGCCCCGUCCCACUAACCUCAUCAUCAAUUACCUUCCCAAGGAUACUUCCGACGAGGAGCUGUACGACAUUUUCUCUACAUUUGGUGCCAUUCGUAGCUCCAAGAUAAUUCGAGAUAAUUUCGGCUCAUGUGUCGGCUAUGGAUUCGUGGAUUUCGUCAACAGCCGCUUUGCCCACGUGGCCCAAAUGAUUGUAAACGGACGCGAGCUGCGCGGCAAGCACCUUAAGGUGUCGUUCGCCCUGCCGCGCGGCAUUGACAUUGCCAAGUGCAAUCUGUUUGUCAAGUAUCUGCCGGUGAACGUUAACAAGGAGGAGCUGGAAAACCUUUUCGAAACCCAUGGCACCCUCUCGAGGGUGAAGGUCGUGGGCGACAAGUUCAACGGGAUGAUGGAGCCGCAGCUAAAUGUGGCCUAUGUGCGCUUCAGGGAGCCCGCCGACGCCGAGAAGGCCAAGAUCGCUCUCGACGGGUACUGCUUUCCAGGGGCCAAGCGCCCCAUCUCUGUCCAGAUUUUCACGAGGCGAGAAAACCCGAGAGUGGAUGAAGCCCAGGCCAUAGAGGAGGGUCGUUGGAAUCCCUCACCGCCGCUGGGUGCAGAGGGUGUCUUGGAGAGGCCUUGGUCUCCCCCGCCGGCUCGUGACCCUAUCUUUUCAGAUUUAGAUUAAGAUCUUGCCAUAUUCCAUUACAUUUCUAUAAACAAUAUUCACCUAGUCAUCAUUAAUAAAAGCUGA